AGGCCGUAGCCAACUUAGCUCAAGCCUACUGGACGUCGAGCCGCCGCAUUCUCACCUUCGCUCACAGCCGAACGCGUGUGAGCGGGCAAGCCGUCGCUGUCCAAGGGGCGGGCGCCGGUUCAGAUGUCGGCGGUCGGUGCGAUGGCGCAGACGAAGGGGCAGGGGGACUCGAUCGCCCUCGUCAGCACGCCAGUGCGCAUGCGGUCGAAGGGGCGGGGGGACGCGGUUGCCCUCCUCAGCACGGAGCCAUCAUGGUCGGCCGCCAAGGCGGGAGCGCAGAAGGAGUGGCCGCUGUGGCGACUGAGCCUCGUCGCGCUCCCGUGCAUGUCGAUCACGGUCGUGUGGUCGGUCAUCAUGCCGUGCAGCGCCCCCUACCUGGUGGGGCUCGGGAUGAGCCCCGCGUCCGCCACCCUCAACAACAUGGCGGGCCCGAUCUGCGGCUUCUUCACCUGCCCGCUGGUGGGCGCGCUGUCCGACUCGUCGACCUCCGCCUACGGGCGAAGGAGGCCCAUCAUCGUGGCCGCGCUCGGCGCCUUGUGGCUGUCCGGGCUCCUCUUCGCCUCCAGCGCGGCGCUGCUGCCCGCCAGCGCGGCCGCGGGCUUUGCGGCCUGCAUGCUGUGGCUGAUCGACAUCGCGCUCAACGCGCUGCAGACGCCCAUGAGGGUGCUGGUGGCGGACCUCGCGUCGAGCGGUCAGCAGGUGCAGGUGCAGGUGCUGGUCGCCUCCUUCCAGGCGGUCGGCUUCCUGGUGGGCUUCUCCAUCAUGAGGGUCUACGGCGGUGCCGGCGACCUCUCGGAGCACGUUCUCGAGCUCAUGGUCGUGGUGUGCUGCAUCCUCACGGCGGCGGUCACCGUCAUGCUCUGCGUGGCCACGGAGAAGCGGCCAGCGGAGGACGGCGCCGCCAGGCAGUGCAGCCCCGUGUCGGACGUGCUCGAGGCCGUGCGCGGGAGCUCCGCGCUGCUGCGGCACCUGGCCGGCGUGCACUGCCUGGUGUUCGUCGGAGCGACGGUGUGGCUCUCGUACUCCGUGCAGUGGUUCGGCCUCUGCGUGUUCGCGGGCGAUCCCGCCGCGCCCCCGGGCUCCGCGGCCCAUCGCUCGUACGCCUCGGGCCAGGAGGCGUUCGCGUACGGGGGGCAGUGCGGGUCGCUGCUGAAGCUGCUCACGUCCCUGCUCCUCGUCGCCGCCCUCCACCGGACCGCGCUGCCCCCCAAUGGCGCCUACGCCGCCUGCAUCUUCGUCGGGGCGGGCACCAGCUACGCGGCCGCGUUCUUCGUGAAGCACAACGCCACCUUCGCGACGGCCUGCAUGGCGCUGUCGGUGCUGCCCUGCGUCGGCUCGGGGGGUAUCCCCUGGGGCCUCAUCGCCGCCAGCAACAAGGCCGCCGAGGAGCAGGGGCUCCCCGUCAGCACCGCGCUGCAGAUGGCCCUGCUGAACUGCGGCCUCGUGAUCGGCCAGCAGCUCACCCACCUGACGCUCGCGGCGCUGGAGAGCUUCGUGGCGCCCACGCUGGCGCUCCCCACGAUGAUGGCCGCCGGCGCGGUGGCGCUGACCACGGCGGGCGCCGGCGCGCUCCUGCUCCCGAGCGGCGCCGAGGAGUGCGGCGCGCUGGGCGCGGGCGGGCGCGCUGGCGGAGCGGACCUGGAGCGCAACGGCGCCGACCUCUGACGCCCAGGAGGGCGCGCGCGAGAGCGCGAGAGCGCCAGAGCGUGAGAGCGCGCAAGGUCGGGGCGGGCACGGCGCCCCUGCCGCAGGGCGGCAGGCCACGCUCGGGGCAGCGCACCACGUUCCCCCUCUCAAAGACGAGGAGAGGAGGAGGACGACGACGAGGAGGAGGCGGAGGAGGAGGA
Prorocentrum cordatum is the source of this 1847-nucleotide messenger RNA. The record is from the annotation of a GenBank genome assembly. NCBI's taxonomy places the organism in Eukaryota, Dinophyceae, Prorocentrales, Prorocentraceae.